UCAGAAGAACAGGAAGACUCCUCUGCCGCUAAAGCCGUAGUCGCUCGCUUCCCCCUGUCAUUUAGGGGUUAAAAGUUAAAUAAACUUGUAGCAGUCAUGGAAACUAAUUUAGAAAACAAGUCGGGCCAAUUCAUCCGUAAUACCAUCUCGUCACCCGUGUUGUAGUCGCCGAAACAACUGGUGGAAGUGGGAAGAGCGGAGUUUUUUUCUUUCCACGGGGCUUUACCUACUGUUGUCAGAAGAGCUAGCGUAGCUGAAGCUAACAGUUAGCUCACUUAUUACCGCAUACUUUCGAGACUCAAAGUUCACUUUGUUUAACGUAUUGGUUCCUGUCACACGUGGAUACUAUAGGAAUAAGUCGUUUUUUGUAUUUUAUUAACGCAACAGGAAGUUUUCGUACUUUUCCUUCCGAGGGCUUGGGCUGUGCUUUGAAUUUCCCUCCUUCAGUGAUACAGACAGGCGGUUUAGCGAGGGGCUCGUUUGGUGUAGUUGGCUCUCUACCAAAUCAUUAGCAGCAUUGUGCUAAUUGUGGCUAAGUUAGCCAAGGCACUAGCUUAGGCCCAAGGGAAUCAACAGUUGGCUUUUUAACAAAGUUUUGAAACACCUUCUGAGGAUACGUUUGCUAUUUUUUGUACGAUUGAGUUCGGGGAGAUUACCGCCACAAGGGUUUAUUCUGUCUCCCAACUCAAGGAAACGGAUUAAAUUAUCAGUAUGGAUCCAAACACGGGGAACUCUGCUUCAGCGGCUGGUCCCAAGAAGGACAAGAAAUCAAAGAAGAGCUACGAGGAUGGAGAUGGGAAAAAGAAAUUUAAACUCAAACGCCUGAUUCCUGACGAGUUGGAGCGUUUCACCAGCAUGAGGAUGAAGAAGGACAAGGAGAAGCCCGGCCCGGUCCCAAGUCAGCGGCACUCUUCAGCGGCCAACUACGAGAUCAACGCUCAGAGUCCAAUGCUGCACGAUCUUUCAGAUGAAUCUGUCCUGGACCUGUUCGAACAGAUGCUGGUGGAUAUGAACCUGAAUGGGGAGAAGCAGCAGCCUCUCAGGGCAAAAGACAUUAUGAUCAAACGAGAGAUGGUCUCCCAGUACCUCCACACGUCUAAAGCGGGUCAAAACCAGAAGGAGAGCACCAAAUCAGCCAUGAUGUACAUCCAGGAGUUAAAGUCAGACUACAGAGACGUACAGCUGCUGAGCUGUCUGGAAUCUCUGCGAGUCUCACUCAACAACAACCCUGUCAGUUGGGUGCAGAACUUCGGAGAUGAGGGGCUGGCCCUGCUGCUGAAUCUGCUUAGAAGACUACAGGACGACAAAGAAGAGUGCUCACAUAUCGGAGUGAAAUGUCAACACGAGAUCAUCCGCUGUCUAAAAGCCUUCAUGAACAACAAGUGCGGCCUAAAAUCCAUGCUGGAGUCAGUGGAAGGGAUUCCUCUGCUGGUCAAAGCCAUCAACCCCCGGGUGUCUCACAUGAUGGUGGACGCUGUCAAGCUGCUUUCUGCCAUCUCCAUAAUGGAACAUCCUGAGAACCUUCAUGAGCGUGUUUUGGAGGCCAUCACAGAGGAGGCAGAGAGACAGGACAUCGAAAGGUUCCAGCCUCUCCUUUCUGGCAUGAGAAAUCACAACAUCGCUCUAAAGGGUGGCUGCAUGCAGCUAAUCAACGCCUUGAUAAGCCGCGGAGAAGAGCUGGACUUCAGGAUCCAUAUUCGCUCUGAACUGCUGAGAUUGGGACUCAGAGAGCUGCUGACGGAGGUGCGGAAGAUAGAAAACGAAGAGCUGAGGGUGCAACUCACCGUGUUUGAUGAGCAGGCUGAAGAUGACUCUGAGGACCUCAAAGCACGUCUUGAUGACAUCCGCAUUGAGAUGGAUGAUGUGAGGGAAGUGUUUGAGAUCCUAGUCAACACAGUGAAGGACUCCAAGGGAGAAACCCACUUCCUGUCCAUGAUGCAGCACCUGCUGCUAGUCCGUAAUGACUACUUGGCCAGGCCUCAGUACUACAAGUUGAUAGACGAGUGUAUUGCUCAGGUUGUGCUUCACAGAAAUGGAGCGGACCCGGACUUCAAGUGCCGUAGCAUCGGCUUCAACAUCGAAGGCUUGAUAGACAACAUGGUGGACCAAACCAAGGUAGAAACAAGCGAGGCCAAGGCAUCUGAGCUGGAAAAGAAGCUGGAUGCAGAGCUGACAUCACGCCACGAGUUGCAGGUGGAGCUGACGAAACUGGAGGGUGACUAUGAGCAGAAGCUGCAGGACUUGAGCCAAGAGAAGGAACAGCUGGCCAAUUCGAAGCUGGACCGAGAAAAGGAGAACCAGGGACUGCAACUACAGCUAGGCACUCUGCAACAGCAGAUUGAAAAGCUGUCUAAAGAUCUGGAAGAGGCUAAGACGAGAGGUUGUCACAAGUUACUGUUCCCGGCCAACACCAGUUUGCGCCUCCACCUCCCGCCCCCUCCUCUCCCAGGCCAGAAUGCAGGUAUGCCCCAUCCACCUCCACCCCCGCCCCUACCUGGCCAGACAGGCAAUAUGCCUGGGUCCCCUCCCCCUCCUCCUUUACCGGGUCAAGCGGGCAUUCUUCCUCCACCUCCUUUACCUGGCAUGCCAGGACCACCACCCCCCCCACCCCUCCCUGGCAUGCCAGGACCUCCACCCCCCCCACCCCUCCCGGGCAUGCCAGGACCUCCACCCCCUCCACCCUUACCUGGGAUGGGACCUCCACCACCACCACCCCUCCGCCAGGGUUUCCUGGUGCCCCCCCCUCCACCGCCAGGCCCAGGCAUGCCUCCCCCUCCACCGUUUGGCAUGGGGGGCUGGGGUGGCCCCGCACCACCCUCACUGCCUUUUGGACUCGAAGCCAAGAAGGAGUACAAGCCUGAGGUCCAACUGAAGAGAGCCAACUGGAGCAAGAUCGGGUCUGAGGACCUCUCUGAGAAGAGUUUCGGAUCAAGGCAAAAGAGCAUAUUUGAAAACAACGAGCUCUUUGCCAAACUCACCUUGGCCUUCUCCUCACAGACAAAGCCCACUAAAGCCAAAAAGGAGCAGGAUGGCGGGGAUGAGAAGAAAACGACGCAGAAGAAGAAGGUGAAGGAGCUGAAGAUUCUUGACUCCAAGACCUCGCAGAACCUUUCCAUUUUCCUGGGUUCGUUCCGUCUUCCUUAUGCGGAAAUGAAAAACGCCAUCUUUGAGGUUAAUGAGAAGGUCAUCACAGAGUCCAUGCUUCAGAACCUGAUCAAACUGCUGCCAGAAGCAGAGCAGCUGAAGGUCCUGGGAGAAAUGAAGGAUGAAUACGACGACCUGGCUGAGUCCGAGCAGUUUGGAGUAGUGAUGUCCGGCAUAAAGCGGCUGAUGCCACGGCUUCAGGCCAUCCUGUUCAGGCUGCAGUUCGAGGAGCAGAUGAACAACAUCAAGCCAGAUGUGGUGUCUGUGACAGCGGCCUGCGAGGAGCUGAGUAAGAGCCAGUCCUUCACCAAGCUGCUGGAGAUCAUCCUCCUCGUAGGGAACUACAUGAAUGCUGGCUCCCGCAAUGGGAAGGCAUUUGGCUUCUCCAUAUCAUACCUGUGCAAGCUUCGUGACACCAAAACAGCUGAUCUGAAGCAGACACUGCUCCAUUUCCUGGCUGACGUGUGCCAGGAGCAGUACCCUGAGAUCAUGGGCUUUGCAGACGAGCUCGUCCAUGUGGAAAAGGCCAGCGAGUUUCGGCAGAGUCACUUCAGAAGAACCUUGAGCUAAUGGGCCGUCAGAUCAAGACACUGGAAAAAGAUCUGGAAACCUUCCCUCCUCCACAAAAUGACAAGGACCUGUUUGUGGAGAAGAUGGCAAUUUUUGUGAGUUCUGCCCAUGAGCAGCAUGAGAAGCUGGAUCUGCUGCACAAGAAUAUGGAGAAGCAAUACACUGACCUGGGACAGUACUUUGUCUUUGACCCGAGAAAAAUCUCAGUGGAGGAAUUCUUUGGAGACCUCAACACCUUUAAAAACAUGUUCCAGCAAGCAGUAAAGGAGAAUCAGAAGAGGAAGGAGGCUGAAGAGAAGAUCAAGAGGGCCCAAACUGGCCAGGGAAAAGGCAGAGAAGGAGAAGGAGGAGAAACUCAAGAAGAACCAGCAUCUCGACAUCAACACAGACGGGGAUGAAACUGGUAUCAUGGAUGGUCUGCUGGAGGCGCUGCAGUCGGGCGCUGCCUUCAGGAGAAAGAGAGGACCACGGCAAGCAGCCAACCACCGACGAGCUGGUCAUGCAGUGACCAGCAUCCUGGCCAAAGAGCUGAUGCAGGAAGACACGCCUCCAUCCAGCCAAGUGACCGCAAAGAAGAAAAAGUCAGAGGAGAAGGAAGAGCCCAAACUAGAAGGAGCAGAGUCAUUAGAGGAGUUACUGGAGACGACUCUCUCUCGGUCCAAUUAGGCCCCCACC
This is a messenger RNA of Trematomus bernacchii (emerald rockcod), 4389 nucleotides long. It is a transcript of the gene diaph1, whose product is annotated as protein diaphanous homolog 1. Lineage: Eukaryota; Metazoa; Chordata; Actinopteri; Perciformes; Nototheniidae. Gene Ontology annotation, molecular function: small GTPase binding; microtubule binding; actin binding. Gene Ontology annotation, biological process: actin filament polymerization; actin cytoskeleton organization. The record is from RefSeq and is a predicted model, not a curated record. Gene Ontology annotation, cellular component: cytoplasm; actin filament.